AUGUCUGGAAUGACUCCGACUGAUACCUGGAAGUUUUUGAAUCAGACGGAGGGUGUUCAUAAUUGUUCUAAGACACUUGUGUUUGACUGGCACAAGCGUUUUAGGGAAGGUCAGACGGAAAUUACCGAUAAUGCACGAAGCGGAAGACCGUGUAACGAUCAGCGCUCAAUCCAAGAUGUGAAGGACCAUAUCGCCAAAGAUGGGAGAAAGUCGAUUGAUGAUAUCGCAGACACCGUCGGGCUUUGUGAUGGAACUGUACAUAAGAUAGUGACGAAGGAUUUAAACAUGAAUAAGGUAUGCGCCCGCUGGGUACCUGGGUUACUUACAGAUGAAAACAAAGCAACCCGUGUAGACGCUUCCCGAGAAUGUUUACGGCGAUAUGAUAGAGACGGCGAACGAUUCCUAAGGCACAUUAUCACUACGGAUGAGACGUGGGUGAACUUUUACGACCAGGAGA
This is a messenger RNA of Ruditapes philippinarum (Manila clam), 457 nucleotides long. RefSeq names its product protein GVQW3-like. Gene Ontology annotation, molecular function: nucleic acid binding. Lineage: Eukaryota; Metazoa; Mollusca; Bivalvia; Venerida; Veneridae. The transcript has a single exon. The annotation marks the transcript as partial. The record is from RefSeq and is a predicted model, not a curated record.